Molecule: messenger RNA, 984 nt
Organism: Colletotrichum aenigma
Lineage: Eukaryota; Fungi; Ascomycota; Sordariomycetes; Glomerellales; Glomerellaceae
Product: putative nucleosome assembly protein
Exons: 2
Coding region: 1-984 (327 amino acids)
Biological process (GO): nucleosome assembly
Cellular component (GO): chromatin; nucleus
Molecular function (GO): histone binding; chromatin binding
Source: RefSeq, a predicted model, not a curated record
AUGGUCGAGAUGAUUGAGACUGGCGUCACCUACGAGGAGCUCGCCGACAUCGAGCGCGAGUUCGAGCAGGUCGAGACUGAGAUGCUCCGCCGCCAGUACGAGCUCUCUCGCCCUCUGUACGAGAAGCGCGCCGCCAUCGUCGCCAAGAUCCCCAACUUCUGGGCCCUUGUCUUCGAGCAGUCUCCCCCCGAGAUUGACGAGUACAUCCAGCCCCAGGACGCCGCCCUCCUCUUGGCCUCCCUCAAGAACAUCUCCGUCUCCCGCUUCGAGCUCGAGAACGGCCAGAACGGCGACCCCCGCUCCAUCGCCAUCCGCUUCGAGUUCGGCGACAACGAGCACUUCGAGGACAAGGUCCUCGAGAAGAAGUUCUGGUGGCGCACCUCCGAGAACUACACCGGCCUCGUCUCCGAGCCCGUCAACAUCAACUGGAAGGCCGGCAAGGACCUGACCGACGGCCUCCUGACCGCCGUCCAGAAGGUCUGGGCCCAGGGCGGCCCCGUCCUCUCCGGCAAGGGCAAGCCCGCCCCCACCCCGGAGGCCCAGGCCCUCAAGGCCAAGAUCGAGGAGACCGGCAUGGGCGGCGUUUCCUUCUUCUGCUGGUUCGGCUACGUCGGCAAGCGCAUCUCCGCCGAGGAGAGCGCCGCCUUCGCCGCCAAGGAGGCCGACGAGUUCAACCGCCGCAAGGCCGGCGAGAAGGUCGAGGAGAAGGCCGACGAGGACGACGACGACGAGGAGGACGAGUUCGAGUACGAGAUCUUCCCCGACGGCGACGACAUCGCCACCGCCAUCGCCCAGGACCUCUGGCCCGACGCGCUCACCUACUUCAGUAAGUUCAUCCGCUCGCAGGGCGGCGCCGCCGCCCACGAUGAUGGUGACAGAGACUUACUGUCCAUGAUAGCGCAAGCGCAGGAGGCCGGCGAUCUCAGCGACGCCGAGUUCGAGACUGACGAGGACGACGACGAUGAGGAGAUGGGUGACGCGUAA